Messenger RNA from Didymodactylos carnosus, 1011 nucleotides. The record is from the annotation of a GenBank genome assembly. NCBI's taxonomy places the organism in Eukaryota, Metazoa, Rotifera, Eurotatoria, Philodinida, Philodinidae.
UAACUCUGGAUAGAAGAUCUGCGGGGAUUUAUCCUUUUGGGGUUUUUCAUACCUCACUGGGGUCUACCUUAUGCACAGAGUCCGAACUCAAAAGCGACGGGGCAGUUGGUGGCCUUCCCUCGUAAGUCCUGUUUCUUUUUUUAUACUAUUCAUCGUCCUCACUGCUCAUCUUUACGUCUUCAUCACUCUAAAUAUGUUCGCAUUCCAUCAUUUUGUUAAAGAUUGAGGAUUUGUAAUUUAUGUGUACACUCGGUACCGAGAAAUCAUAAAAUUAUAAUAUUAGCUUGAGAAAUACAUUUACACCGCUUAGUCAGCAAAAGCAUUACAGAUGCAAGAAGAAAAUCAUGCAAAGUGGUUGGGCCGGGCCAGAUAAAUUCUACGUUUAGUCGGGCCGAGCCGGGCUUGAUCCGGAAACUUUCAGCGCCAGGCCGGGCCAAAAAUAUUCGGCCCGUGUGGAUCUCUGGUACACCCGGUUCAAAAAAAGACUUAACAACGUUAUUUGUUAUUAAUUUAAAUCAUUGUAUUGAUUGGUCGGUGCUUUCGGAUACAGACGAAGUAUUAGAGCCAUUAUUUUCAGUUGAUUUAGAUAAAUUACGAAAGCGGAUGAAUGAAAAUGUGGACAAGAAAAUGAAAGAAGUAGCAGCAAUUAAUCCGUAUGCUAGUAGAAACGGACAAUUAUUAUUCAAAGAAAUAAAAAAAACAAUGAGUGAUGCUGUGUCAUGGGAUAAUAAUGAUAUUGUUGUUAAUAAUGUGCGUAUUGUUGAACCGUAUGAUACACAACACAUUAUCGCACCGAAUAAUGAAACGGCUAGUAUAGAUAUCAAUACACGAAAUCAUGUUCAAAAAAUGGUUGCAAGAUUUUGGAAAGAGAAAGGAUCAAAAAAUCGUGACAUUAAUGAUGCUUCCGAGUCAGUCACAAAAGACAAUAGGAAAAUGAAUGGUAGUGGUGGUGAUGGUGGUGGUGGUGGUGGUGAAACAACGAAAAAUCUAGGACUUUCGUCGAACCAAUAA